Messenger RNA from Truncatella angustata, 1560 nucleotides. RefSeq names its product Pyruvate/Phosphoenolpyruvate kinase-like domain-containing protein. The record is from RefSeq and is a predicted model, not a curated record. The coding region runs from base 345 to 1403 and encodes 352 amino acids. The transcript has 5 exons. Gene Ontology annotation, cellular component: cytoplasm. Lineage: Eukaryota; Fungi; Ascomycota; Sordariomycetes; Amphisphaeriales; Sporocadaceae. Gene Ontology annotation, molecular function: aldehyde-lyase activity.
AUCUAUCCCAGCCUGUCGAAUAAGGGUCUGGCCAAGGAAAACACCACCGGUAUUGCUUCUACUAUCCUUUGAUCAGGCCACUGCUUUUCGAGCAGUAGAUGGUUCGCAUCGAGUCAAAUUUUGACAUGCUUCUAGUGCUUGGGUAAAUGCUUUUAUGAGACUCUGACAGAAGAAGCCGUGUCCCGAAGAUUCAGAUCUCAUGCGACUGUAUAGCAAUGACGGAUUUUCUGUCGUUGCGCAACUGCAAUGCACAAUUGAAGACUUAGCGUUCCAGUGUAGAGCAACAGCUAUAUUAUGCAAUAUGGUGGGUCAGGAACUCCGAUAAGUCAAGUCUGUCUGUCGGGAUGGCUCCGUGUUCCGAACCGAAGUCAACACAACCUAGCGCACAGUAUUCUCAUAUGCCGAGGUGGUUUACGAUUUCUAUUAAUAGAAGUCGUCAAGUCAAAUUGAUCUGCUUUUUGUUACGCCUAAUGAACAAACCAGCCAUGUCAAGCCAAAUAUCAUCACCUGUCGUGAAUGCCUCCGGCAAGACCCGCCUUCGGGAAUCUCUUGAGAGAGCCAAGCGAGGCGAAGGACCCAGCGUCGGACAAUGGCUCGAGUUUCCAGGAUAUACGCUGGCGAGAACGAUAGGUUCAUUAGGGCAAGAUUGGGUCCUCAUUGAUUGCGAACAUGGAAACAUCGACGACAAUGACAUGUACCUGCAAGUCGGUGCGAUAGCAUCGUCUGGGUGCUCGCCAAUCGUGAGGAUACCAAGCAGUGAGUCAUGGAUGAUGAAGCGGGUACUAGAUGCUGGAGCCCACGCAAUCAUGGUUCCGAUGUGCGAGACGAAGGAGCAAGCAGAGGCCAUCGUACGCGCGUGUAAAUACCCGUCGAACAAUUGGACACAAGGUAUUCGUGGGGCCGGUGCUAUGUUUGCAUCUGCGAACUUCAAUCAGACCGGCCGGGAGUAUCUGCUAAGCGCAAACGAUAACGUCAUGAUUUGUGUUCAGAUCGAAUCUCGGAAAGCAGUCGAGAAUGUGGAAGAGAUCGCCAAGGUAGAUGGUAUCGAUAUGCUCUUCAUCGGUCCAAAUGACCUUGCUUCAUCAAUGGGAUAUGUUGCUUUCGACCACGCUUCGAUAGCUGAGGUCCAAGAGGCUUCAGCACGCAUUCUCAAGGCAAGUUUGGAUGCCGGAAAAUAUGCGGGCCACUUCGCUUUGAGUGCUGAUAUUGCGGCGACGCGAUAUGCACAAGGAUUUCAUUUCGUCAAUUGCGGCGCGGAUAUUGUCGCUGUCACCGCCUGGAUGUCAAACGAAAUGGCUAGUCUUAAGAGCCUGGUACAAAAUUUAAAGAAGGCAGGACAAGCAAGGGAUGGAAUAGAUGAUAGAAAUGAUGACGAGGUAAGAUUGGCAGAUAACUACAACUAGGUCAAGUCUGCGACGUCAAAAACAGGCAAAACAAACCGAUUCCCAGGGCUUCUGAUUUAACACCAUCGCGGAGAUGCCAAUGUAGACAGAAAUUACCUUGCCCUUUGCUGGAAGAAGGGGUUCUUAAUUCCAUUUAACCGCGCAUCGUACAUAUGCA